AGGAAGCCGAGUAGGACAGCCCCAGAGGAGGAGUAUACACAGCCGCUAGCUCUUCCCCCGCGGCGCCCGAUCGAGCCUUGGAGGAGACUCGAACCCUAAUCUUCCGCCUCGAUCUCUCCCGCCGCAGGAGAGAUCCCACUCAGCCUCGGCUCCAAUCCGCGACUCGACUCGAAGCUCCAGCUCCGCCGCCGCCCUCCGCCUCCGAUGGAUCCGAAGCUGGUGGAGGUGACGCAGCUGUUCGACCGCUUCAAGGCGGCCUUCAAGGCCAGCAAUUUCGACGUCUGCUCGACCCUCCUCUCGCAGCUCAAGGUCCUCCUCACCAAGUUCCCCAGCGUACCCCCGCUGUUCCAGCAGACGCCCAACGCCGUGGAGGAGCUCAAGCUUGCGAGGGAAAUUUAUGAGCAGGCAGUUAUUUUGAGUGUGAAAAUGGAAGACCAAGAUGCAUUUGAAAGGGACUUCUGCCAGCUCAAGCCCUAUUACAUGGACACAUGUGGCAUAAUUCCUCCAUCAUCGGAGGAGUACCCAAUCAUGGGGGCUAACCUUCUGAGGCUGUUAGUCCAGAAUAGAAUUGCGGAGUUCCACACUGAGCUGGAGCUUCUUCCCGCCAAAGCGCUGGAUAAUGCUUACAUCAAGCACGGGGUUGAGCUCGAGCAGUCCUUUAUGGAGGGCGCAUACAACCGCGUGCUGAGCGCUCGACAAACCGCGCCUCAUGAAACCUACAUAUACUUCAUGGACCUUCUCGUCAAAACGGUUAGAGACGAGAUAGCUGGGUGCAGCGAGAAGGGAUAUGAUUACCUGUCAAUAAACGACGCGAAGCAGAUGUUUAAGUUCAGCUCCGACAAGGAACUGGAACAGUACAUCGCAGAGGAACACCCCGAGUGGGAUGUCAAGGAUGGCCGGGUCUUGUUCCAGAAGGUGAAGGAGUCGCAGCCCUGCAAGGAGAUCCCGGCGGCGCCGGUCAUCAACCAGACCCUCGGCUACGCGAGGGAGCUGGAGAGGAUUGUGUGAUUUGUUUGCCUCUUUUUUCAUCUUUGGACUGAAUUUCCCAUGAAGAGGUGGAUUAUUGGAUCGCCCUGUGACUCAGCUGUACUAUUUUGUUAAAUCGAUUGUUUCACCCACUGUUUCCAAAGAUACACAACUGUGAAAUGUCGGCUUAAAAUGGCAAAAGAAACAACGUUUGUUAUGUUAGUCAA
Triticum urartu is the source of this 1193-nucleotide messenger RNA. Its product is annotated as 26S proteasome non-ATPase regulatory subunit 8 homolog A. The record is from RefSeq and is a predicted model, not a curated record. NCBI's taxonomy places the organism in Eukaryota, Viridiplantae, Streptophyta, Magnoliopsida, Poales, Poaceae. Gene Ontology annotation, cellular component: proteasome regulatory particle, lid subcomplex; nucleus; proteasome regulatory particle. Gene Ontology annotation, biological process: proteasome-mediated ubiquitin-dependent protein catabolic process.